Messenger RNA from Orbilia oligospora ATCC 24927, 6363 nucleotides. RefSeq lists its product as uncharacterized. The record is from RefSeq and is a predicted model, not a curated record. Gene Ontology annotation, biological process: protein import into nucleus; mRNA export from nucleus. The transcript has 6 exons. Gene Ontology annotation, molecular function: structural constituent of nuclear pore. The coding region runs from base 1 to 6363 and encodes 2120 amino acids. Gene Ontology annotation, cellular component: nuclear pore. Lineage: Eukaryota; Fungi; Ascomycota; Orbiliomycetes; Orbiliales; Orbiliaceae.
AUGGAGGUUGACGUUCCUCCCAUACAAACGUCGCAACUGACGCCAGGGAAUUAUGACAUCCCAAAAAUUUCAGCCUUCUUGGAACUUCCUCAAGUGACCAUCGAAUCCCUCGCUGGAAUCAGUGAAUCGUUCGUCACGGCCAUUCUUGAGGCUGUUACAACGAAGGCUCGCUUUCACGAUGAGCUUAAGGCCGACAAACUGCGUUUGGAAGUGGAAUUGGAGCAGAACACCCGUACCUCGAAUGCCCGGGUUAAUAAUAUGAAGGCUAGAAUGGAAACCUCACAAACAGAAACUCAGGAUUUGCGAAAGCAGGUUGCUGAAUUUGAAACCAAGUGUCGUACCCUCGAAGCCGACCUAAGCCAUCUCCGAACCAGCACAUCCUCGUCUACCGAAGAAACCCGUACCCUCAAAGCCCGAAUCUCUACUUUGGAGUCUGAGAAACGAGAGACCUUGGAAGCCUACACUCGGAAACUCAAUGAGAUUGACGACGUUCAAGCUGAAUACAGCCGACAGCAGACAAAAAUCCUCGAGCUACGCCGCGAAAUCAGUACCGUUGAGUCCAGGGCCCAGCAAGCUGAGUCUGCCCAGACUUCAGCCAAAUUCCGUGAACAGACUAUCAGACAGGAACUCGAAAUUGUUAAAAAGAACAACGAAUGGCUUGAAAAUGAGUUGUCGAUCAAGCAGACCGAACAUUCCAAAUACCGAAAGGAGCGCUCGGCUCAAGUUAGUCAGCUCGAGAGAAACCUAGAGGAUGCUCAGUCAAAAUCCCACAUGGCCGAACAAAAAGCCAACUCCCUGACGAAGAGAUACGAGGAGGUCUGUCACAAGGUCGAGGAAUCUCAAUUGAAGAUCAAGGCUCUCACCGAAGACCUUGCAUCUCGUGAAGAUGACUUCAGAACAGAAAUAUCCAACGCCAAGCGGCUCGCCGACCUUUGGGAGAACAGCACCAAGUCUGCUAGAGACCGCAUCAAACAACUUGAAGACUUGAGAGAGCAGCAACAGUCCCAAACAGCCGAGGAGGUUGGAAGGGUUCAGGCUCUCAACGAAGCCCUCAAGGAAGAACAAGGUGUACUCCACAAAAAGAUUCAGGAACUAGAAGUCCAAAUUGAGCGCCUUGAGACCGACCUUGGUUUGUACGCCUCUGGGGCGAUCCAACCUAUCGCCCAGUCGCCCGCUGCAAGCAGACGAGGAAGAAACGCUAUGACGCCUGUAAGAGGUACAGGUACACCCGAACGCCACCUUGUGUCGCCCGCUGCGCAUGCUAUCGUCAUGUCCCAGAAAUCCGGCAUGUCACUUACAGAGGUUUAUACGGAUUAUGCUGCUGUUAAGCGUGAACUUGAGGCCGCCAAUAAUCGUAACCAGCGACUCCAGGAAAGUUUCGACGAGCUUAUCCACGAGUUGGAGGACAAAGGACCCGAAUUCGAAAACCAGAAAGCGGAACUCGACAGGGCCGCAGAAGAGAUCGUAAUAUUGAGUGAGCUGUUACAAGAAGCCAAUAACAAUAAUGAACGCGGCACGAAGGAGCUCAAGUCUUUGAAAAAACAACUGAAAGAAGAUACUAAACAGAUCGAAUCUCUGAAACAGCAAAUCAGGGAUUCUGGAUCUCAGAUUCAGUUCUUACUUGCAGAAGUUCAGCACCUCAGUCAAGGCAUGGGCCCGAUGUCCGCUGCAGACCAGGCUAGAUUCAGAAAGAUGGCUAUACAAGGAAUUAGUAUGGGCCUGCCUCAAACUGACACUGAUCGACUUAUCAGUGAGCGUCUUGUCGUGUUUGCGAAUAUCAAAGAGCUUCAAGAGCAGAAUUCGGAACUCCUACGUGCCGCCCGUGCUGUCGGCAAGCAGCUGGAAGACCACGAGGUGCAGAUGCGCAUGGAGGCCGAAGGUGCAAAGACCCGUGAGCUCCAGGAAAUGCAGCAAACUCUGGACGGAAUGCGCGACGAAAUCCGAAGUCUUGAGAAGAGAGCCGAAACAUUCGUUCGAGAGCGUGAUAUGUUUAGAAGAAUGCUGCAACACCGCAAUCAACUUCCUGCCGAGAUGCAAGCCGACAAUGAAACCAACGCCCUACGACAAUCAACCAGGACCGAGCCUGAAACAACAGACAAGACAGACUAUGGUCAACUCCUCCGCGAACUUCAACAAUCUUUCGACCAAUACAAAAUGGAGGCCUCCACCGACCAGAAGACUCUACGUGAACAGGCGAAUGUUGUCCAGAAUGAGAAGAACGAAUUGCAGAUCCAACUCACUAGGAUCAACGGACAGCUUGAAUUGGCUGCUUCUCGAUACGAAAUGUUGGGUGGCAAUCUUGAAAUGAUGAACAGCGAAAACCGUGAAUUGCGGAAGCGCAACCAAGAGCUGUCGGACCUUCAUGCCAAAUUGGACCUUCGCAGCCAACAGAUUGAGCAAGAGCUUGUGGAGAAUCGCUCAAUUCUCGAUAGUGUGAGAAAUGACAAUGUCAAGCUUAAGGCAGAGAAGGACCUUUGGAAAAAUAUCGAAGAGCGCUUGGCCAAAGAUAACGAUACUCUUCUCUCUGAACGCGCCCAGCUAAAGAGUACGAUCAACAGCUUGCAAGCAAUGCAGACUGAGAAGGAACAGCUAGAGAUAGAAUCGAAGAGACGACUCACUAGUCAACUUGGAAGGCUCGAGGGUGAGCUUGAAUCUACGAAGAAGCGACUGACUGACGAAGUUGAAGAAACCCGGAAGCUCCAGUUACGUCGGGAUACCGAAGCCACCGCAGCCCAAAAGAAGAUCGACGAAGUCAACGCUGCCCUUGCUUCUGCCCGCGAGGGCAUGGUUGCCGCAAAGACGACCCAAGACCAUCUUCAGUCCAGGGUCGAUGAGUUACAGAUCUCCCUCAAAGCCGCCGAAGAGAAGAUUAGCGUCUUGCAACCCCAGAAUAAUCACAAUGUCGAGGAGGAGGCUCUCAGUCGGGAACAAGAUCUCCAGAUUGAAAUGAGUGAGCUUACGCGUAACCUCGAGUUAGCCAGGGCUGACCUGGAAUCCGCUCGAGCCGAUGUUGAAAAAUAUAAGGAGAUCAGCCAGAGUAGUGAAGAUGCCCUUGAAAGUAUCAACGCAUCUCAUGAGACAUAUGUUCAGGACACCGAACAGCAGCUCGAGGAAAAGAGUGCUAAAAUUCAAGACCUUGAAAAGCGCGUGCAAGAAAUCACUGCCGAACUACAGACAUCCAACGAAGAGCUUACUAACCUCCGUCAAGAACAAGCUGAGAAUGUUCGGAUCAAGGAUGACCAGCUCAAACUACUGGAGAGCGAAAUAGCCAGUCUCAAAGAAGAGGUUCAGAGCCAGAUAGUUACAAGCAAGAGGCAUCAAGACGAUCUCAAGCGACAAGCCCAAAUCGCCCAAGAAGCCCAGCAAUCAUACGAACAAGAACUUAUGAAACACGCCCAGGCAGCCGAUGCUCUCCAGAAGAUUCGCGCGGAGUACACGAACUUGAAGAUGCAGGUUCAUGGCUUCAAAACGGAAGCAGAAACUGCAAGAUCCAUGCUUGAAUCAUCAGCUACCAGCUGGGAGACGCAAAAGGAAACAUACGAGAAGGAGCUCAAAGACGUCCGGGCACGCUGCGAUGAUCUCGUCAAACAGAAUAAGCUUGUUCACGACCAGUUCGAGGUUGUCAGCCAACAGAUUGCAGACCUCCAAAAGGACCGCGAACGUGCAAUUGGCGAACUCGCAGUUGCUACCUCCGAUCAGUCUUUGGAGGAACUCAGAGCAGUCAUUACCUACUUGCGCCGUGAGAAAGAAAUCGUCGAUGUACAACUCGAGCUCCAAACCCAGGAAGCCAAGAGGAUUAAAGUCCAACUCGAUCAUACCCGAAAGCAACUUGAUGAAGUCCGUGUUACUUUGUCCGAGGAGCGGGCAAGGGAGACAGAAGCAAUGCGCCUUGCUGCUCAGAAUGAGGAAAUCAAGCAAAAAAUGGGAGAGCUGACUGUUAUUCGUGAAAGCAAUGUUACUCUCCGCGCCGAGCGUGACAAAUUUGCGGGUAUGGUUGAGCAACUAAGGAAGGAGGCUGCAGACCUCAAGGCGAAGAUGGAGCCAUUAGAAGAGAAGAUUGCCAUGUUGGAAGGAGAUGUCGAAGUUAAAGAUGGACAAAUGAAGUUACUGCAAGAAGACAACGAAAGGUGGAAGGCACGGACAAACCAAAUUUUACAGAAAUAUGACAGAAUUGACCCUGCCGAGCUUGAAGGUCUAAAGGACCAGCUUAAGUCCGUCCAGGAAGAACUGCAAGAGACACAAGCCAAAUUGGCUGCUUCUGAGGCCCGACUCCAGGCUAGUGGCACGGAGAUCCAGACAAAGAGUGCAGAGGCAGCUGAUCUUCUUGCCAAAGAAGGGGUGAAGUGGAAGGCAAGACUCGAUAAGCUCGUGGCUGAGACGAAGGAGAAGCUGGCUGCCAGGAGACAGCUGAUUGAGGAGCAGAAGCGAGAGAUCACAGAUCUCAAGCAAACCCUUGAACAGACGCAGGCUGCUGCGACAUCUUCAUCCGCAAACUCCGAAGAGGCACUCAAUCAAGCCCGUGCCGCCCUAGAAACAGAAAUGAACAACCUACAGCAGCAAUUCCAAGCACAUCAAACACAGCAGGCAGCGGAAAUCCAACGGCUAACACAGGAAUUGGCCGAUUGCAAUGUGAGAUUAGAGGAGGCCCGUAGCCAAGCUUCGUCCCUAGAGGCACAACUAUCAGCCGCUCGUGCAGCCCAGCCACCUUCCACAGAUGCACCAGCUGUUUCUACAGAGCAAAUCGAGGCUGAGGUUGAGCGCCGAAUCUCUGAAAAACUGCCGGAGAUCGAGGCUAAGGCUGCCGCGGCUGCCGCCGCCGCCGCCGCUGCUACCAGUGUUAGUCAACCGGCUAGCGAAGAGGUCAACACUGAGGCCAUUGUUGAGCAGCGCCUCUCUGAAGAGAAACAGAGGUUUGAGGAGGAGAAGAGGCGAUUACGUGAAAGCUAUACCGCAAGUGCCCGCAACCACGUGUCCAAGAUGACUGCCGCUAAGGAUAAGGAACUUGCGGAUGUGGCAACGGUUAAGGACAAGGAAAUCGCGGAUUUGAAGGCGGCUAACGAGCAGCUUGGAACCCAGGUUGCUGAACUACAGGCUAGUGUUGAGGCCGCGAAGACUGCAGUACCGGCUGCAGAAGGCGCAGAAGCACCACCACCACUACCAGCGGCGCCAUCCAGCGACCUAUCAGAAAUCGAGGCUCAAUUGCGUACCGAACUUCAGACCGCCCAAGAAAAGAUUGAGACCAUCGAGAAGGAGCGCGCCGAGGUUGAAAGAAAGCUCGAGACCACGAGUGCUGCCCAGAAGCGUCAUGAAGAGAAUAUGAAAGCCAUCAUCAAGAAGAAUGUCGAGGCUCGCGUUUCCCAGCAAAGGGAAAAGCUAGACAAGGAAUUUGCAGAGAAGCUUGAGGCUGCGAAGAAAGAGCUACCUGCUUCCGAUCCAUCCCAGGCUCCACCUCCUGCCGCACCCGCUACAGGUGGUGAAUCCAAUGAAGCCGAACUCAACGCCCUCAAGGAGAAACAUGCUGCGGAGCUUCUUACCCGGGAUCAAGAGAUUACGAAGAAACUUGAAGACGCCCGUGAGUCAGGUCGCAAAGAGAUGCAAAUGAGGACCCGUGUUCAGGUAUCAAUGCUAGAAAAGAAGAAUAAGGACUUGACUGAGAAGGUCAAGUCACUCGAAGGCGCUCCCGGCGCUCAGCUUACUUUGCAAUCGCCCGGACACCCGCCUCCAAGUCAGCUACCUCAGCCCGGUGCUCCCAUCGCUCCUGCCUUCGGUGUCAUGCAGCGGGCUAGUACCCCUAAUCAACCACCUCCAGCAUUUGGGCAGCAAACCCCACAAGUUGCGCCUGCCUUCGGACAAUCACACACUCCACAGCAACACCAGCAACUCGCACAGCCUAGUGGUAUCCCUCAACCAGGCGGCAACCAAGGAACCGGUCCAAGUGCUAUUAAGAAUAUGCGCGGUGGCAUCCAAUCGGGCAUUCCAAGAGGCGGAGGAAAUAUCAGAGGAGCAUUCGGCGCUCCUCGCGGCGGCAUGCAGCCUGGCAUCCCACAACCGCAAAGCAUUCAAGCUGUAUUCGGAGCCGGUCCUGCAGGUCAACCACAAUCGCAAUUGCCACGGGGCGGAGCAGCGGGACGCGGCGCUUUCGGCCAUAGACUGAGCCGAGGCGGGCCAGCUGGUAUCGCCGUUCAACCACAAUCACACCCAACCCCUGCCCCAUCUGGAAUCCCUGUUCCGGGGCAAAACGCUCCGAAUCCGUUGAUGAACGCUCAGGCUCGAGCCUUCACUCCGACCACUGGCAAGAGAACGAGAGAGGAUGGAGAAAUCGUGGAUGAUGACCCGUUGAAGAGACAGAAGAGCGAGGAAUAG